AUGACCAAAGCAGUAGCCUGUAUAAGGAAGGGCUGGCUGCAUGUCAGAAACUCGAGCUACAUGCUACUAGACGUUCGAGUGCCACAGCAGUUCCAAAAGUGCCAUGUGACCGGGGCGGUCAAUUACCCGUACACGGUAGCGAGCAUCGGCCGUGCUGCCGAACCACGCGAGCUUAUAGCCUUCAAGCACCAGCCCACAAAGCCUAUCAUUUGUUACGACUUUGACGGCCACCACGCACCAGAUGUCGCAAGAACGCUGCUGCAACGAGGCUACAGAAAUUUCCAUGUAUUAAAUGGAGGUAAUUAUUCGCACAUAUGAAC
Messenger RNA from Soboliphyme baturini, 320 nucleotides. Lineage: Eukaryota; Metazoa; Nematoda; Enoplea; Dioctophymatida; Soboliphymatidae. The record is from the annotation of a GenBank genome assembly.